Messenger RNA from Haplochromis burtoni (Burton's mouthbrooder), 5933 nucleotides. RefSeq names its product glutamyl-prolyl-tRNA synthetase 1 (gene eprs1). The transcript is spliced from 36 exons. Gene Ontology annotation, biological process: glutamyl-tRNA aminoacylation; translation; prolyl-tRNA aminoacylation. NCBI's taxonomy places the organism in Eukaryota, Metazoa, Chordata, Actinopteri, Cichliformes, Cichlidae. Bases 136 to 5094 code for a protein of 1652 amino acids. Gene Ontology annotation, molecular function: ATP binding; proline-tRNA ligase activity; glutamate-tRNA ligase activity. Gene Ontology annotation, cellular component: cytoplasm; aminoacyl-tRNA synthetase multienzyme complex. The record is from RefSeq and is a predicted model, not a curated record.
GGCGAAGAAGAACGACUCAGCUCGUUCUCUCUCCUGUGUCUGGAGUAGUGUUUUCUGUGCUGUGGACCUCUUGUACAUGCCAGUUAACUUCAGCUGGGUCUCGUAACCACCUGUGUGGAAGCCGGAUUUUGCAGUAUGGCGUUAAAUCUCACCAUCAACACAAGCAAUCCUCCUCUCGGGGCACUUCUGACAGCUGAACAUGUGAAGAGCAGUGUGCAGGUAUCAGUGGAGGAAGGCAAAGACACGCGGCUUCACAUCUCAGAUUCAGUCCAGUUCAGCGAUGACAACUCUAUCUGUCGCUACUUGGCUCGGGUUGCUCCUGCUCUUGGCCUGUAUGGAUCCAACAUGAUGGAGCAGACUGAGGUUGACCACUGGCUGGAGUUUAGUGCUCGCAGUCUGUGUAAUCAGCCAGAUUUGACUGUGGCACUGGCUGAACUGGACAAGGCUCUCUCACUGCGGACCUUCCUGGUUGGGCAUGCCCUCACCCUGGCUGAUCUGUCUGUCUGGGCUGCUCUCAAAGAUCAUGGGGAAUGGCCAAAGCAGGGCAAAUCCUUUUCCCAUGUCAGCCGCUGGUUCUUCUUCCUGAGCUCACAAGUUCCUUUCACUGCUGUAGGCAACAAGUACACCAGUAAGAAGGCUUCAAUGAACAAAAACAAAUUGGAAGGGAAAAAGGCGGAUGUCGGGAAGUUUGUGGAAUUGCCAGGAGCUGAGAUGGGCAAGGUGGUGGUUCGGUUCCCUCCUGAGGCCAGCGGAUACCUGCACAUCGGACAUGCCAAGGCUGCCCUGCUCAACCAGCACUACCAGGUCACAUUUAAAGGCAAGCUCAUCAUGCGCUUCGAUGACACCAACCCUGAGAAGGAGAAGGAGGACUUUGAGAAGGUGAUCCUGGAAGAUGUUGCCAUGCUCCAGAUCCGUCCAGACCAGUUCACUUACACCAGUGACCACUUUCCCACUAUAAUGAAGUUUGCAGAGAAGCUGCUUGCUGAGGGCAAAGCUUACAUCGACAACACCCCACCUGAGCAGAUGAAGCAGGAGAGGGAGCAGCGUGUUGAGUCCACCUGCAGAAACAAUUCCGUGGAGCAGAACAUGAAGAUGUGGUCGGAGAUGAAAGCGGGAACAGAGUACGGUCAGACAUGCUGCAUGAGGGCAAAGAUUGACAUGAACUCCAACAAUGGCUGCAUGAGAGACCCCACCCUCUACCGCUGCAAGAACGCAGCCCACCCUCGCACAGGAAACACCUACAACAUCUACCCAACAUAUGACUUUGCCUGCCCCAUUGUGGACAGCCUAGAGGGCGUUACCCAUGCUCUUAGGACCACUGAGUAUCAUGAUCGUGAUGAGCAGUUCUACUGGAUAAUCAAUGCUCUGGGCCUCAGGAAGCCCUACGUCUGGGAGUACGCCAGACUCAACCUCAACAACACGGUGCUCUCCAAGAGGAAGCUCACCUGGUUUGUUGAUCAGGGAUAUGUUGAUGGAUGGGAUGAUCCUCGGUUCCCCACUGUCAGAGGAGUGCUGAGAAGAGGAAUGACUGUGGAGGGUCUGAAGCAGUUCAUAGCAGCCCAGGGUGGAUCAAGGUCUGUGGUUAACAUGGAGUGGGACAAGAUCUGGGCCUUCAAUAAGAAGCUGCCCGUUAGCUGUCUGAAGGUUAUAGACCCGGUAGCUCCCAGGUACACAGCUCUAUCCAGCUCCUAUGUGGUGCCAGUGUCUGUCCCAGAGGCUACAGAGGAGAUGAAGGAAAUUGCCAAACAUCCCAAGAAUGCCGAGGUUGGGAUGAAGGAGGUUUGGUAUGGUCCUAGAGUUCUGAUUGAAGGAGCCGAUGCUGAGACUUUCACAGAGGGAGAGACGGUUACUUUUAUCAACUGGGGCAACCUCAUCAUCACCAAGAUCAACAAAGGGGCUGAUGGAAAGGUUUUGUCCAUGAAGGCAAGCUUGAAUCUGGACAACAAAGACUACAAGAAGACAACAAAGAUCACUUGGCUGGCUGAAACAAACAAUUCCCUCCCAGUGCCAGCCAUCUGCGUCAACUAUCAACCACUCAUCUCCAAAGCUGUCAUCACCAAAGACGACAACUUCAAGGACUACAUUAAUAAACAUAGCAAGUUGGAAGAAAAGAUGCUUGGUGACCCCUGUUUGAAGAACCUGAAGAAAGGUGACAUCAUCCAGCUCCAGAGGCGGGGCUUCUACAUCUGUGACCAGCCUUAUGAGCCACUCAGUCCCAACAGCUGUAAGGAGAGUCCUUGUGUGCUCAUCUACAUUCCAGAUGGCCACACUAAGGAGAUGCCAACAGCUGGAUCCAAGGAAAAGAGCAAGACUCAGGCUUCUGACAACACACCUGCCAGCCCUGCCAAGGCUCCUAAAACCUCUGUGCCAGCCCCAGCAGCUGACCUGUUCUCAAGCAUUGUAGCACAGGGCGAAGCUGUCCGCCUGCUCAAAGCUGCCAAAGCUCCCAAGGAUGAAGUGGACAAGGCUGUUAAGCAGCUGCUUUCUCUAAAGGAGCAGUUUAAGCAGCAAACCGGUGUGGAAUACAAGCCAGGCAUGGCUCCUCCAGCCUCAACGCCAGCCCCAUCUACCUCUUCCUCAGACUCCACGUCCUGCCCAUACAGUCGUGUUGUCCAGCAGGGUGAGCUGGUCAGGAAAUUGAAAGCAGAGCAAGCACCAAAGGACCAGAUUGACACUGCAGUAAAGCAGCUCCUCGCUCUCAAGGCAGAGUUUAAAAAGAUCACCGGUCAGGAUUAUAAACCAGGGAUGGCCACACCCGCCCCCUCUGCUUCAUCUCCCGUGACUGCCACCUCUUCUUCCUCGCCACCUUCUUCUUCGGGCCUGUAUGAACAUGUUGCACAGCAAGGAGAAGUAGUGAGGAAACUGAAGUCGGAAAAAGCCCCCAAGGACCAGCUUGAUGCAGCAGUGAAACAGCUGCUUGCUUUGAAGGAAGAGUACAAACGUAUCACAGGCCAGGAGUAUAAGCCUGGAGCGGCCCCACCUCAGAAAGCACCCGCUCCAGUCCAGAAUGGCUCCACCAAUGACCUCUAUGAGAAGGUCACUGAACAAGGAGAACUGGUCAGAAAACUGAAGGCUGAAAAAGCUCCUAAGGAUCAAGUAGAUGCUGCAGUGAAGCAGUUGCUGGCUCUGAAGGCAGAGUACAAACAGAAUACUGGAAAAGAUUACAAACCGGGAUUACAAGCCCCAGCUACCCCAGCCCAGACCCAAACCCAGGCCAGCUCAGCCUCCACUCAGUCUAACUCCUCUCUUCAGGCCCAGGAGCUGUUCUCACAGGUGUCCCAGCAGGGAGACCUGGUGAGGAAGCUAAAGUCUGAGAAGGCCCCCAAGGACCAGGUGGACGAAGCUGUGAAGACUCUACUGGACCUGAAGAGCAAGUACAAGACUCUCACUGGACAAGACUACAAACCAGUGGCUGCUGCUGGUGGUACAGGAGGAGAGGACAAAAACCGCAAGGAGAAGGAGAACAAGUCUGAGAAACAGGGUGGAGGAGGAGGAGGGAAGAAGGGUAAAGGAGACAAAGGAGGCCAGAGCAAGGAGUCCUCCGGAGGAGCAGGAGGUGCAGGAGAGGGUCAAGGACCCAAGAAACAGACACGGUUGGGUCUGGAAGCCAAAAAAGAGGAGAACCUGGCUGACUGGUACUCUCAGGUCAUCACUAAAGCUGAGAUGAUUGAGUACUAUGACGUCAGCGGUUGCUAUGUGCUGCGACCCUGGGCUUUCUCAAUCUGGGAGUCUAUUAAAGACUUCUUUGACAAGGAAAUUAAGAAACUGGGUGUGGAGAACUGCUACUUCCCUAUGUUUGUCUCUCAGGCAGCUUUGGAGAAGGAGAAGUCCCACAUUGCAGACUUUGCUCCAGAGGUUGCUUGGGUAACUCGGUCAGGAAAGACUGAGCUUGCAGAGCCCAUCGCUGUCAGACCCACCAGUGAAACAGUGAUGUAUCCAGCCUAUGCAAAGUGGGUCCAGUCUCACAGAGACCUGCCAAUCAAACUCAACCAGUGGUGUAACGUUGUGAGAUGGGAGUUCAAACAUCCCCAGCCUUUCCUGAGGACAAGAGAGUUCCUGUGGCAAGAGGGCCACACAGCAUUUGCCACAAAGGAGGAGGCAGCUGAGGAGGUUCUGCAAAUCCUGGAUCUAUAUGCCAGGGUGUAUGAGGAGCUAAUGGCCAUCCCUGUGGUAAAAGGGAGGAAGACUGAGAAGGAGAAAUUUGCAGGAGGAGAUUACACAACAACCGUGGAGGCAUUCAUCUCUGCCAGCGGCCGAGCCAUUCAGGGUGCUACGUCCCACCAUCUGGGCCAGAACUUCUCCAAGAUGUUUGAGAUUGUGUUUGAGGACCCCAAGAGGCCGGGCGAGAAGCAGCUGGCUUUCCAGAACUCGUGGGGAAUCACAACCAGGACCAUCGGUGUUCUCACCAUGGUCCACGGAGAUAACAUGGGACUCGUGCUGCCACCCAGAGUGGCUUGCCUCCAGGUUGUCAUCAUUCCUUGUGGGAUCACCGCAACCUUGCCAGAACAGGAGAAGGAGGUGCUGUUGGCUCAGUGCACCAAAUACCUGAAAAGGCUGCAGGAGGCUGGGAUCAGGGUGAAGUCUGACGUCCGAGACAAUUACUCACCUGGCUGGAAGUUCAACCACUGGGAACUCAAGGGAGUGCCUAUCCGACUGGAAGUGGGCCCUAAAGACAUGCAGCAGAAGCAGUGUGUCGCAGUGAGGAGAGACUCAGGAGCAAAGGUGACAAUACCAGAGGCUGAAGUGGAGAAGAAUCUGCUCAACAUGCUGGAGGACAUCCAGAACAGCCUGUUCAAAAAAGCUUCAGAUGAUCUGAAGAGUCACAUGGUGGCUGCAGACACAAUGGAGCAGUUCCAGAAAGAGUUGGACCAGGGCAAGAUUGUCCAGAUCCCAUUCUGUGGAGGAAUUGAAUGCGAGGACUGGAUCAAGAAAAUCACUGCUAAGGACCAGGACCUGGAGCCUGGUGCUCCGUCCAUGGGAGCCAAGAGCCUCUGUAUCCCAUUCACUCCUCUGAAGACCCUCCAACCUGGACAAAAGUGUGUCAGCGGCAAGGAGCCGGCCCAGUACUACACUCUGUUUGGACGUAGUUACUGAGCACCUGCUCUUCUGGGGCAAGAGAAUAAGCAUCUUAGUAGAAAAGGGCUUUCCCACCUUCUCUGUAACUGUUUUUCCUUCUUGGUGUUUAACUUAAGUGAGGUGACUAAACUUUGGGAUUCAGGAAGGGAACAUGCUCUCUUUGUUUUGUUUUGGGUUUUUAAAAAAAAACAACAACAACAUGUCAUCAUUGUUACAACACUUUGGAAAUGGAGCGGAGACAAGAGAUGUUUACUCUUAUAGCCGUUAAUAUCUAAAUUGUUGAUUAUCCUCUAAAGGGCCUGUCAGAAAGAGACUCGCUGUCCAGAGGGGGACACAAGAAUGGAAAUGGCCAGGAGUUAGGCAGGUGUGUCAGCAUCAAACAUCUGAUGAGUGAAAGCAGCAAUUGUACUUUAUCUGGACUUUGAAAAAUAUUCAAGAAAGUGGUUUUAAACUCCAUACCUAAAAUGCAAGAUUUUCUGUACUUGAAAAUUGAUGAAUUAAGGAUGUUUGGCCUUUUUGUAAAACUCUCAAAGGAGAAUGUUACUGAUGGGGAGGGGACAUCCUGAGAACUACAAUGUCUCUUUGCCUGGCAACAGCCCCAUCUCCCUCACAGCCAGACUAUCUCAGGAACUCUGCAAGCACUCUUGCGGUUUUGCAGUUUUGUCAGCCCUGCUCUGUCUGUAUGGUUACAGUAUGUGGCUUUAUAUUUAACGGCUUAAAAAAAUCUCUUAUCCACCAGAGCCAAAUGGUGCAGCUGUGAUGAACCAUGUGUAUUGUCAAUAUCGCCUUCUGUCUCUUCUCUCACAUGAAAGAUCUCUGCUGCCUGUCUAAAAUAAAGUAAUUUCCAUGGCAAACUA